AUGCCCUCCAAGUUGACGUCAACAUCAGUUACCGAAUCGGCGGUGAUCAAUGCCCCAGUAUCAAAAGUCUGGAGCAUGGUUCAACUGAAGAACUUCCAGAACUUUUUUGUCGACAUUAACAAGACGGAGAUUUUACCCUCCGAGGAUCUACAGAAAGAAGUAAUUCGAUGGACGUUUGACGAUGGCACAAUACUUGAUGUUAGGGAGGAGGAGUACUCGAAUAUCAAGAACUACAUGUCUUUCCACAUCGUCCAGUGCCAGCCAUAUGGACUCCCCUACACCGGUGUCCUCACUACUAUUUGUUUGUACCCCAUUACCAGCAGGGCUGCCGAGGGAGGGACCUUUGUGCAGUGGAGCGGUCACUACACGGCAGAUGCUAACGAAGAGGUAAUAGCGGACGGGCAUAUUAAGCGUCGCGAAGCCCUAGGGCUUCUGGCUAACGCAGUGGAGAAGAGUUAG
This is a messenger RNA of Pyricularia oryzae 70-15, 459 nucleotides long. RefSeq lists its product as uncharacterized. The transcript is spliced from 3 exons. Lineage: Eukaryota; Fungi; Ascomycota; Sordariomycetes; Magnaporthales; Pyriculariaceae. Bases 1 to 459 code for a protein of 152 amino acids. The record is from RefSeq and is a predicted model, not a curated record.